Molecule: messenger RNA, 1665 nt
Organism: Plasmodium gonderi
Lineage: Eukaryota; Apicomplexa; Aconoidasida; Haemosporida; Plasmodiidae
Product: variable surface protein
Exons: 3
Coding region: 1-1665 (554 amino acids)
Source: RefSeq, a predicted model, not a curated record
AUGUCUAGUACGACUGAGGAUAUAUGGGAUGAAGUUUUAGUUGGAACACAUUCUAGAAGAAUUUACGAUGAUAUUGAUAAGAAUACAGAUCUGGAUAAUUACAAAAAAUUUUGCGAACUACUAAACAAGGAUGACGAAAGUGAUUUUUUUACACUUUGUAAAAAGGUAGUGAGAAAUGUUGAGUAUUUAUCUAAAAUGGUUGUAAAUGAUGAAUAUAAGCACCGUUGUUCUCAUUACAGAUUUUGGUUUUAUAAUGAAUUAUUAAAGCUCAUCCAAAAUAAUAGAAAAAUGAACAAUAUAAAAAGCAUUAUUGAUAAAUUUUUGCACGUGCAAAAUAAUAUUACAUUGUGGUAUAGGGAAUUUGGUUGUCAUUACAAUUUUUAUUCAAAGGAUUUAGAAGAAUUAAAUGAAAAACAGGAAGAGAAACGUUUAUAUGAUUAUUUUCAAAAUCAUUUUAGUAUUCAAAAUACUACUACAUGUGAAGAUGUUAAAAAAGAUAAAUAUAAGAAGUACCUUGAUGGCGUUAAUUCUAUGUAUAAAAACCACAAAUAUAAAAAUAAAUGCUGUUAUGAUUUAUGGUGGAAUAAUUGUCUACACUAUUUUAAUUGUCAUGACGAUUAUGAUCCCGAAAAAAUGUUGGCUUCUUUGCAAUCCAGCAGCAUUGGAAGUUGUGAUAAUAAAAAAAAAGGCGCCAGUACAUUGCCUUCUGGUUCAUUAGACCAUUCUCAAAACUCAGAAGAGGAUAUUAAAAAAUUUCAUUAUGCCAGAUGUAAGGAAACAUCACAUGGCAUGUUCUUAUGUAAUCUACUUCCCGUGAAUUUUAAAUCUCCAAAGAGGAUUAAUAACCCAGUAUUACAUUACCAUUGCACUAGCGAUACAUGUAAAUAUUCUCAGAAUUUAAUUCCACCACCAGAUAAAGUUUCAAAAUAUCCAAUGCCUGUUAAAACCACAGAAGAAAAAUCAACUUCUAAAUUCGAAAUAGGAAAGUAUACUAUUCCCGAGUCCUUUAGAAUUACGAAAACAAGAGCACAAGAGAAAAAAAAUAAUAAUGAGCAUAUAGAUAAACACCCAUUACAAGAAAAAAGAUCAACACCCUUUAUUCAACCAAGAAAAUCACCAAUAAAAUGGUUGUUUGGUGAAGGAAAAAUGAAUUGCUCUGCUAUAAAGCCACAUGAGGAUCCAUAUAAACUUUGUGCUUACAAAAAUAAAAGAUUAAAUAAACAAAGUUAUUUAGAGGAAACUUAUACCGAGAGUCAGAAAGGAAAAAAUUUAAUGUCAAUACUCUCUAGUAUCCUGCCAAAUGCAAAAGAAGCUGGAAGAAUUAAUGGAGAGACCUCUUAUAAAAUUAGGGAUUCUGGUACUACAAAUUUUCCUGAUAGUAGCACAAACUACGUUGAGAUAUCAAAAGAUGAAAAUAAUAUAUUAUAUAAUAUAUUUUUCCGCAUUGCUAUAGUUGUCUUGUUAACACUUGGACUUAUUUUCGUUUUUGUAAUUUAUUAUAAAUACACUCCAUUUGGAUCUUGUUUACGUAGAAAUAUAAUAAAGGAAAAAAGAAUUAAUAAAUCUAUUUAUAUGCAUGCAGGAAAAUCGCAAACACAAGGUCCAAGAAAAAUUUAUAGAAAUUCACAGAAUAGACAAUGUUGCAUAGCAUAUCAAACCUCAUAA